Messenger RNA from Rotaria sp. Silwood2, 744 nucleotides. Lineage: Eukaryota; Metazoa; Rotifera; Eurotatoria; Philodinida; Philodinidae. The record is from the annotation of a GenBank genome assembly.
AUGUCAAAUUUGGAAAAGCUCAAUUUGCAUUUUCUCAAUCAUAAUGGACCAUUUAUUGAUGGUGAGAAUUUGGAAAAGAAUACUAUCAAUUAUAUGACAAGAUUAAAGAAAUUUACAUUUAAUAUUCGUUUAAUUAUUCCUGUUUUUAAGUUAGUUAAUUUACGAUCAAUUGAAGAAUUUCAAAAUACAUUUAGAAAUUUUAAAAAUAAUCAAAUUAUUUCAUGUGUUGAUUAUUUUCGACAAGCAGGUCUAUUUCAUUCUCAUAUGUAUUCAUAUCCAUAUUCAUUAAGAUGUUAUGAAGAUAUAGCAAAUAAUUUUCCUGGUGGUGUAUUUAAAUGUGUUCGUGAAAUAUCAUUAUUUGAUGAACGUCCUUUUGAACAUGAAUUUUUUCUUCGAAUUGCUCGAUCAUUUCCAUUUAUAGAAAAAUUAACUUUACAUAAUCGUGAACCACAGAAGAGGGAUAAUCAACAAUGGUCAAUCUUAGAAUAUCCUCAUCUUACUCGAUUUGAUCUUGUUCGAACUCAUGACAAUUAUGUCGAACUAUUUUUAAUUAAUACUAAAAUGUCUUUAUUAAAUAAUGUUUUGCUUCAUGUGAAUUAUGGUACUUUGCAAAGAGUAACGGACAAUUUCACAAGAGAUGUAACACGGUUUAAUUGUUCCAAAAUUCAUGAACUACUUUUACACAAUAAACCACAAUUUUCUCUCCAUUUAAAAGACUAUUUUCCUCAUGCAGAAAUAUUGUGA